UCUCUAUCACGUCGCUCUGGUACUGGAGAUAGCCAGCUGGUACAAAUCCUCGGUACCAGUGGACCAGAGGAGGGCCGUCAAAGGCGCGAAGAGGGCUGGAUCGCAGACACCCAUUGGGCCGCCGUUGUUCCGCUCCCAAUCUCGAUCGCCAUCUCGUAGGAGGGAUGCGACUGAGAAGCGGUGCAUCCUUGAUCCUCUACUUAAUCUUGAUAGCUGGCGGUAUCUUUCUUUCAUGCGGGUGCUGCUACACGCAUGACAGGGCUGCCCCGACCUUGCGCGCACGGACCAGGGCGGGAAGCACGUGCCUGAACUUGCGACCAACGAGGAUGAAUUUACCCAUCGCUGUGCACGGCGGUGCUUGCCAUAGAAUGCUCCUGAACCUCGAGCUUGAGCAGACGUGCAAGAUUCCGUUAUGCAGGUGGGCUCUCGUCAUUCAUGUUGGCAUUUGUCCGACUUUUGCUCCUUGCCUCCUUGCGCCCUGGCCCUAGGGACAAGGCGUGAAAAUAGCCUAGGGAAAGCGCGCUCGGCUGGGUGUUGUCGGUAGUCACCACUUUUGUCGCGCAAGAGGGACGACAUCUUAAG
Molecule: messenger RNA, 582 nt
Organism: Acaromyces ingoldii
Lineage: Eukaryota; Fungi; Basidiomycota; Exobasidiomycetes; Exobasidiales; Cryptobasidiaceae
Exons: 2
Coding region: 165-488 (107 amino acids)
Source: RefSeq, a predicted model, not a curated record